UUUCUAGUUCCGGGUUCCCCGGCCGAGGCGGUGAUGGCGGCGGCCUCUUCCUCCUCUUCCUCUUCGGCGGCGGGGUGCCGGGACGGCCCAGCGGGGCCUGGCUGGAGCGAUUCCCAGUUCCGCCAUUACUCUUUCGAGACGCGGCCCAUCCCGCGCCUCAGCCACAGCGACCCCCGCGCCGAGGAGCUCAUCGAGAACGAGGAGCCAGUGGUGCUGACGGAUACAAAUCUGGUUUAUCCUGCCCUGAAGUGGGACCUGGACUACCUCCAGGAAAACAUUGGCAAUGGGGACUUCUCAGUGUACAGUGCCAGUACACACAAAUUUUUGUACUAUGAUGAAAAGAAGAUGGCCAAUUUUAAGAAUUUCAAACCUAAGUCAAGUAGGGAAGAGAUGAAGUUUGCUGAGUUUGUGGACAGACUUCAAGAAAUACAACAAAAAGGGAGUGCUGAGAGACUUUACCUGCAGCAAACUCUGAAUGACACGGUUGGAAGGAAGAUUGUGGUGGAUUUCCUUGGCUUCAACUGGAACUGGAUUAACAAACAGCAGGGGAAACGUGGCUGGGGUCAACUGACUUCUAACUUGCUGCUCAUUGGCAUGGAAGGGAAUGUGACACCAGCUCAUUAUGACGAGCAGCAAAACUUCUUCGCUCAGAUUAAGGGUUACAAGAGGUGUAUCCUUUUUCCUCCUGAUCAGUUUGAAUGCCUCUACCCUUAUCCUGUGCACCACCCAUGUGACAGACAGAGCCAGGUGGAUUUUGAUAAUCCUGACUAUGAGAAGUUCCCAAAUUUCCGGAGCGUGGUUGGCUACGAGACGGUGGUGGGUCCAGGGGAUGUGCUGUACAUACCUAUGUACUGGUGGCACCACAUCGAGUCUCUCCUGAAUGGUGGGAUUACCAUCACUGUGAACUUCUGGUACAAGGGUGCCCCGACCCCAAAGAGAAUUGAAUAUCCAUUAAAGGCUCAUCAGAAAGUGGCGAUAAUGAGAAACAUUGAGAAGAUGUUGGGAGAAGCCUUAGGAAGUCCACAAGAGGUGGGUCCCUUGUUGAAUAUGAUGAUUAAAGGACGGUAUGACUAAAUGCCUGGCUGCCCAGGUGACUGAUGUUGCAGCUGCUUUGUUCACAAGCAAUGGAAGAUACUGAGAGCUAGUAUUGCACGCAGCACUUAACAGACUGAUGGGUUUCCUGGCCCAUCCCUAUCCCUGCCCCACUACAAUAAAGGGGGCUACUGGAACUGCAAUACCAUUAGUACCCCGAUCAUUCUCCACUGUCAUCUGAUUGAACCUCCCAAGAAAGAGUCUGCACUUACUGGAAGCUGGAUUCAUGCUCACUAACUUUUUUUUCUUCCUCUGCUCUGUUUGCCACAAAAAGAAGCAUGGCUUCUGGCACUCAGAUGUUGCUUCAGGAUUUUCAGGCAUUUGAAGAAGAGUUUGAAGGGGAACUGGGAUCGAUUGUGUUUCCUCAGCCUCAUGGGGUUUGGGCCUCUUGGCUGGGUUUACAUGUUGGUGCCUGCAGUGGAUAUGUAAUGGAAAGUGACAGGUUUCACAGUUCUUUGUUAUCAGAAGACCUGUCCGUGCUCAACUCUGGCACCUUUUUGUAUAGCAGAGGUGAAAAAGUGAAAUGAUCUUGUAUGGCGAGUAACUGGACAAAUGAUUCAGUUUCUUUAACUCAAGACAUCUGUGCUUGAGACUUUGUACAGGGUAGAGAGGUGAAAGUGAAUUAACCAAGUAUGUGAGCACCAAUUCCUGUGCUCUCCAAGUGUCUGUUGUAGGAGUCUAGAUAAACCUUCAAUCUGACAGCAGUUUUAGGGAGUGAAGACUUCUCUCCCACUCUUAAGCUGCAGUGUUUUAAAAGGGGAUGAAGAAUUGUGAAGUGAGAUAGAUAAAUGUCAGGCCAGUCUUUGAGUCUUGACUGAUCAAGCCAUGUCUGGAAAAAAAAAAAUUCUGUGGUAGUGCUGAGAGAGACUAUAGAGAUACAGUGUCAGACAGGUACAAAGUCUCCUUUAUCCCCAUCAGGGAUGCCAGCUCCUCAGACAUUUUGCCCUUUUUACCAAACCUGCAAAAACUCGAGUGUGUGUGGCUGCACACAUGUUUGUGUGAUGUUGUAUGGUUCCUGUCCAUCAGUUUAAUCCAUGCCAGUGUGAUGUUCCCUUCCUUGUGUAGUCACUUGAAAGAGGUCAGGGCUUUCUGUUUAAUUGUAAUUAAGUUUAUUUUAAUCCUUCUUGCAUUCUGGAACUUGGCAUGGCUGGAAGUGACAAGAGUGGGGCAGAGGAAUAAGAGGAGCUUCUGGUUGAGUUCUCAGCAGUCACCCUAAAAAAUCAUUUUGCUUUCUUCCAUCUCUGCUGCAAAAAAAAAAAAAAAAAAAAAAAAAAAAAGCCAAACACCUUAGGCUCAUAUGGAGGCUGGCUUUUUAUUGCCCAGAGUGCACUGCAGUGCUGUUCCUGAUUUGGAGAUAGUGCCAAGGACUUGUAUAUCUAAUGCAGUUGUAAUGGGUCCUAAGAGUAUAGAUGGGAGAAGCUAUUUUUUUCAUUAAAGAAAAUAGUGAGGGAUUUUUUUGUUGUUGUUGAGACUUCCCAUUACUUUCCCCUUUCUUCAGGUCUUAUUCUGACACAGGAUUUCGAUAAGUGUUGAGAAGAUGCUGCUCGAUAAGUGCUCUGGCAUUGGCCUCAUCUUUUGCAGAGAUAGCUCAUGCACCACGAACUGUGAGGUUUUCUUGCACAAAGGUGAUAGACUUAUUGAACUGGAGGUUCUAGGGGCUAGUUUUAUGGCUGCUUGCAGGUCAGAGCAAAUGAAGUGUAACUGGCAGCUACAGAGCCCUUGUUUAGAAAAUGUACAUGUCACAGAAUAGUCUGACUGCCGUGUUACUUGUUGCAGAUUCUGCCAAAUGAAGGUUGCUCACCUGGAUGCUUCUCAAUGCUUAGUGUUUGGGCAGGUGGGGAAAAAGGCUAGUCUGCUGACUGGCCCAAAAAAAGGCCUUCCCAGGAAUCUGGGAAGUCUCUGCCCUUGCUUGAAAGAUGCUCAAAUGAAAUCCCAUCUCUGUGCUAUUUAUUUAUCACACAGUAGUCUCCAGUACUACUUGUUAGACACCAUCAAUUCCUGGAGCUCAGGGUGGGAGUUCAUGUCCCAUGUGGAGAGAGAAUGGUACAUAUGUAACUUUAGGAUCUUUUUUGUUUGCCAAAGGUCUAACUUUUAAAGUGUCUGAACAGUUUUUGCUGCACUUGACUUUGUGAAAGCUCAUUUACAAUGCACUGAUGGACUGACUCUCCCCUUCCGUUUUCACCUUGUGCUUUCAAUGCCCCUUGCCAUGGUAUUGGGAAGCUGUGUGUGUUCUCUGCUAGGGGUGCGUGUGUGCAGGGGGUGGGGUGUGACAAACACACGGUACCUUCUGAAGUGUAGUUCUUAAAUACAACCAAUGUUGAACAACA
This is a messenger RNA of Lagopus leucura (white-tailed ptarmigan), 3419 nucleotides long. It is a transcript of the gene HIF1AN, whose product is annotated as hypoxia inducible factor 1 subunit alpha inhibitor. The coding region runs from base 34 to 1074 and encodes 346 amino acids. Gene Ontology annotation, cellular component: nucleus; cytoplasm. Lineage: Eukaryota; Metazoa; Chordata; Aves; Galliformes; Phasianidae. The record is from RefSeq and is a predicted model, not a curated record. Gene Ontology annotation, biological process: peptidyl-aspartic acid hydroxylation; negative regulation of Notch signaling pathway. The transcript is spliced from 8 exons. Gene Ontology annotation, molecular function: ankyrin repeat binding; [protein]-asparagine 3-dioxygenase activity; peptidyl-histidine dioxygenase activity.